CUGCUCCCUCACACCAACAGCCAUGUCCCAAGAUGAUCUAAUGUGCACCUGGGAUUUUGGUUUUUCUUCAGAACGCUGGAGAUGAAGGGCCUCCUCACACUGGCUUGGUUCCUGGCCUGUAGUGUGCCUGCUGUCCCAGGGAGCUUGCUGGAGCUGACGGUGAUGAUUGAGAAGGUGACUAGGAAGCCCGCCCUGAUGAGCUAUGGCUUCUAUGGCUGUUACUGCGGCUGGGGGGGUCAAGGAACCCCCAAGGAUGGUACUGAUUGGUGCUGUUGGAUGCAUGACCACUGCUACGCACAGCUGGAGAAAAAAGGCUGCAAUGUCUUGACACAGGUGUACAGAUACAGAGUUGCAUGGGGCCUGGUCACCUGUGAACGUGGGUCCCUCUGCCAGAUGCAGCUCUGCGCCUGUGACCAGCAUUUCGUCUACUGCCUGAAAAGAAACAGGAGGAGCUACAACCCUCGUUAUCAAUACUUUCCCAACUUCCUCUGCACCUAG
Molecule: messenger RNA, 498 nt
Organism: Eubalaena glacialis (North Atlantic right whale)
Lineage: Eukaryota; Metazoa; Chordata; Mammalia; Artiodactyla; Balaenidae
Product: phospholipase A2 group V-like
Exons: 5
Coding region: 82-498 (138 amino acids)
Biological process (GO): arachidonate secretion; lipid catabolic process; negative regulation of T cell proliferation
Molecular function (GO): phospholipid binding; calcium ion binding
Source: RefSeq, a predicted model, not a curated record